CGGUUUCUAUUUUUGACAGCUUGAAAGAGCUCCUGAGACGACGACUUGUUGAAUGCGGAUGGCGUGACCAAGUUAAAAUAAUUUGUAAGGAAUUGAUUAAAGAGAAAGGACGUGAUAUCACCUAUGACAGUAUGCUGUCAACUGUCACCAGCAGAGCCCGCACUCUUGUACCUGAUUCUGUUAAAAAAGAGUUAUUGCAAAAAAUAAAAAGCCAGUUGAUGGCACAAGAAGAAAAGUUGAAGAUUUAAGUAUUUUAUAUCUAAUUAAUGAAAAUUUUAUUUUUUUUUUAAGGCAAAUUCUUUGCUAUCAUUUUUAUUGACUCUUUUUCACGUAUUACAAAUUAAGUACAUUCAAUAAAUUUAUUUUCUGUCAACAAUU
Cotesia glomerata is the source of this 378-nucleotide messenger RNA. RefSeq names its product transcription and mRNA export factor ENY2-like. Gene Ontology annotation, biological process: poly(A)+ mRNA export from nucleus; regulation of transcription by RNA polymerase II; positive regulation of DNA-templated transcription. Gene Ontology annotation, cellular component: nuclear pore; SAGA complex; DUBm complex. NCBI's taxonomy places the organism in Eukaryota, Metazoa, Arthropoda, Insecta, Hymenoptera, Braconidae. The record is from RefSeq and is a predicted model, not a curated record. The transcript has a single exon. Gene Ontology annotation, molecular function: transcription coactivator activity; chromatin binding. The annotation marks the transcript as partial.